AUGACCGUCCGAGAGGGGCCGAACGCUCACAAUAUGGAUUUGCCGGAUAAGAAGCAAGGCCGCGACAUCGCCGCCGGAAUUCUCCACAGCGCCGCCACAUCCAUCUCUUCCAUAAUUCCCCUCUUCCCUCCCAAAACGACACCGUCUCGUGUAUGCCUCCCGCUUAGAUUCUCGGUAUCCGACGAUCUCUCUCCUUUGGAAUCCACGGUCAAGAGCGCAUCAUCCACAUCCACCUCCUCUUCCGGCCUUAAUUCAACGGUUAGGAUAUCAUCUCUCAGCUCCGAUGGGAAACGCGGUGGACCCGCUUUCGUCGGUCAGGUCUUCAGCAUGUGUGACCUUACUGGGACUGGCCUAAUGGCAGUUUCUACGCACUUCGACAUUCCUUUCAUCUCCAAGAGAACACCUGAGUGGCUAAAGAAGAUGUUUUCAACCAUCACUAAGAGCGAGAGGAAUGGACCUGUGUUCCGUUUUUUCAUGGAUCUUGGUGAUGCAGUUUCAUAUGUUAAAAAACUAAAUAUUCCAAGCGGAGUGGUUGGGGCUUGUCGACUUGAUUUGGCAUAUGAGCAUUUCAAGGAGAAGCCUCACUUAUUUCAGUUUGUUCCAAAUGAGAGACAGGUGAAGGCUGCCAACAAACUUCUCAAGUCAAUGCCACCAAAUGGGAAUAAACAAAAGGUGGAGGGCGUUCCUGUUUUCGGUGCUCAAAACUUGGACAUCGCUGUUGCAACUGCCGAUGGGUUAUCUACCUUUACCAGGUAUACCCCAUAUUUCUUUGAUAAAGCUGUACUAGAUAACAUUCUCGAAGAGUCAGUGGAUCAACAUUUCCAUACUUUAAUCCAAACCCGGCACGUCCAACGACGACGAGAUGUUGUUGACGAUAGCUUAGCUUCAGAGGUUAUGGAAGAGAUGGGAGACAGCAUGCUAGAGCCGCCUGAGGUUCAAGAAGCCAUGGAUGAGAUUGGCAGUUCCGGAAUUCCUCUGAGUGUUGUGGCAAAGGCUGCAGAGAUUCAGCUCCUAUAUGCCGUAGACAGAGUACUUCUAGGCAGCAGAUGGUUUCGAAAAGCCACGGGGAUCCAGCCAAAGUUACCUUACUUGGUCGAUUCUUUUGAAAGAAGGAGUGCGUUUUCCAUCCAAAGAGCGUCAGGGUCCACAGCUAGAUGUAUUGGUGAUUCAGCAGAAGCGGAUACUUCUGUAUCACUGCAUAAAGUAGAAGACGAUGAUAAUCCAAGCGAAAACGACAAAAGACAGCAUAAUCUCUGGUUUCCUUUUGGAGAUUGGCUUAACCACCCUGGGACGAAAAAAGAACACGCUCAAAAGCAUUCAUCAGAUCAAAGGGAUAUGGAAUCUAGAGAGAGAGAAAUGCAGCAGAGUCCUUUCUUACCAAAGAUAACAAUGGUAGGGAUUUCAACGGGAGAGGCUGCACAGAUGAGUAAAGCCAAUCUGAAGAAAACAAUGGAAGAUUUAACAGAAGGCUUGGAGCAGUCUGAUGAAGGGAGUGAUCAUGGCUCGAAGCGUUAUGACCCUCUAAAGGUCGAAGAGAGAGAUCCUCUGUUUGUUGCAAACGUUGGAGAUUACUAUUCGGGUUUGGCUAAAGCUGGCUCUGCUCGGUGGUCACGUCGACUUGAUGACAGUAACGAAACACAUCGUCCUAGAAAGUCCACUAGUGGCCCGUUAGUGUUAAUUAAACAAAUAUAUCGAGAGUCGAGGAAGCGGAGGAGAGAAAAUCUAAUAGUCUGGAAAGAAAAUUCAAAUACUCGUCGACCUCACCAAAGAUCUUUGUAUUUGAGAGCAAAUCCUAAAAUCGGCGGAAAUAUGAAGACGACGAAAGGAGGGAAAGUGAUGAACCCUACUGAUGCUUACCGCAAGCAGAUCCGCAAGAGGGAAAUUAAACGUAACAAGAAAGAGAGGCAGAAGGUGAGAGAGGUGGGAAUUCUGAAGAAGGAUCCCGAGCAAAUCAAGGAACAGAUCAGGAAACUCGAUAUGUCAAAGGCUGAAGGUGCUUUGGACAAAGCAAGAAAACAUAAAAAGAGACAGCUUGAAGAUACUCUGAAAAUGGUGGUGAAGAAGAGAAAGGAAUAUGAUGAGAAAAAGAAGGAGGAAGGAGAGGCCACAACCUCUGUUAUGUUCAGUCAUCUACCCCCUCAGCGAAGAACAACAUGUGAAGAGGACUUAAAACCAGAGGACUCUGUUUAUUAUCACCCUACAUUGAACCCGACUGGUGCACCACCCCCCGGAAAGCCACCAAUGUAUAAUACAUCCAUAGGACCUAGAAUCUCCUCAGAUGGUGCUUCGUCUAGCGGUGCUGCAUUGUCUUCUAAUACCGAGUCAGAAGAAUCCGCCAACGUUAUUGUAACUUCCGUCCCUCCGCCUCCACCACCUGGCCUUCCCUCGAAGCCUCUAAGCAACAACGAAUUUGAGAGGGGUCCAUCAGAAUCUAACGGCAGUAGUUUUCAAAACGCUGACCUCUCUAAGAUGGUUGCACCACCACCUCCACCACCUUUACAUCAGCAACAUCAAUCGACAUUUGCAGGAGCUGCAGCUGCUUCACUGACUAAUUUUCAACCUGAUGUUCUUCUUCCUCCAGGAAUGUUGCGUUUUCCACCUCCACCGCCUCCACAUGAUAUGCAUCCUCCUCUUCCCGGAAUGUUCGGUAGUCAUCUAAUCCCUAGGCCGCCGUAUGGCCCACCACCUGGACCACCACCUAUGAUGAGACCACCACUUCCACCGGGACCACCACCACCGUCUAGUUUUCAAGAUGGUCAAGCAAUGCUCAGACCAUACGUACCAAACAAACCAUCUUAUGUAAAAUCCGCUGCUCCUACUGUUGUCAGGAGACCACUCGCUCAACACACACCUGAGCUUACAUCCAUGAUCCCUGCCUCGGUUCGAGUCAGAAGAGAGUCAGCAGCUGUGACCAAACCAAAGCCAAAGACUUCGAUAGCCACGAGCUUGAGUUUUACACCAAGAGCUAUGGCUUCUGCUGCAACGGUGAAGGUAGAGCCAGCCAAGACAUCUGCAGCUUCAAAGCCACAGAGCAUUGAUGAUUCUUACACAGCUUUCUUGGAGGACAUGAAAGCUCUUGGGGCACUUGAUGGGUAGAUUUUUCGCGUUGUGGUCUUAAAGACUGAAGUUAUUGUCUGUAUCGUUGAAUCAAAUCUGUUCUUUGGAACAUACACGCUGACACUUUUGUCUCAGUUACCAAUUCGAGAAAAACUAACUCAUCUUUUUCAGUUUGGACUUUGGAGG
Molecule: messenger RNA, 3243 nt
Organism: Thlaspi arvense
Lineage: Eukaryota; Viridiplantae; Streptophyta; Magnoliopsida; Brassicales; Brassicaceae
Source: the annotation of a GenBank genome assembly